AUGCCUAACGCCGGCAUCGACCAGGCCAUUAUCGUCGGCGGGCUGAACCCCGUCGAGGGUAAGGUCUUCCCCGUCCCCACCCACGCCGCCGCCGACGAGAAGGAGAUCAUCGCCGUGGGUGCUGCACGGGCCGACACCGAUGGCACGCUCCCCGACGACAAGAUCGAGCCCGUCCCUUCUGGGGAGGAUGCUGGGGACCAUGACAAGGACGACGAUGGCCGUAGCAGUGACGAGGUCAUCAUUAUCACCGGCGCUGAUGCCGCACGCCACCUACUGCCUAUGCGUGACGAUUUUGACACGGCCUUGACGUUUCGCAGUCUGCUCCUUGCCUCGGGUCUGUCGUGUUUCCAGGCUGUUAUGAGCCAGAUCUACACUUUCAAACCGACGGCGAUUACCAUUUCGGGCACUUUCAUCGUGCUUAUCGCCUACUUUCUCGGCAAGGCAUGGGCUGCCUUCCUCCCUCGUGGGGACAAAUUCGAGGCACGAUGGAGGGCGAAAGGUGGCCAGGGCAACCGCCCCAAAUGGAUCUCUGCUAUCCAUUUCCUCAAUCCCGGGCCCUGGACCCUGAAAGAGCACGCCGUCUGCGCCAUCACGGCGACAUCCGCCUCGAAUGCCGCAGCUAGUGUCCAGGUGUUCGCAGCUCAAGACCUGUUCUACAACCUGCCUUUGAGCGCCACCACCGUCAUCUUGAGUACAAUCUCGAUUGGUCUUUUCGGUUACGGCAUCUGCGGUGUCAUGCGACCAAUCGCCGUGUGGCACGUCGAUGCUGUCUACUGGUCUACUCUGCCCACUGUCAAGACCCUCCAGGGAUUGCAUUGGCAGGAUUUGAAGAAUUCCAAGCCGCUGAGGUACUUCUGGUACAGCUUUGGUGGCAUGUUCGCCUACGAGUGGUUCCCUGCAUACAUGUUCCCGUGGCUGAACAGUGUCUCUAUUCCCGUACGCAGCCCCCACUCCAUUAGCAUACCCAUAACGCUGUCUAUCUGCCUGGCUGCAAUGAAAGCUACUGGCGACAAGGCCGCCGUGCUGACUAACCUCUUCGGUGGGUCUAUCAACAAUGAAGGACUUGGUCUGUUUAGUCUGUCUUUCGAUUGGCAAUAUAUCACUUCCUUCAACACCUCACUUCCUCUGAAGUUGCAGGUGCAUGCCGCCGUAGGAUAUCUCGUCUGCUUCGCCGCGAUGCUUGGCAUCUACUACACCAAUGCGUGGGAGUCAAAAUCGCUUCCAUUCAUGUCGACAACCCUGCGAACAGAUGAUGGUGGAAAGUACCCGAUCGCUGAAGUCUUCACUGGCGGUGUGCUCAACCAGACUGCCCUGGCAGAGAACGGUUUGCCCAGACUAACGGGUACCUUCGCCUACGCUAUGUUUAUGGCUAAUGCCGCUAUUGGCGCUCUCGUUCUGCAUUGCUUCCUUUUCUGGGGUGGAGACAUCCUGAAAGCGUAUAAAAGCGCAAAAGCCGGCCGCUAUGAUGAUCGCCACCACGCCCACAUGGCCAAGCACUACAAGGAAACGCCUUGGUGGUGGUAUGUUAUUGUGCUUGUGGUCAGCUUCGUCAUUGGUCUUGUUGUCGUAAUCAAGGAGAACAUCACUCUUCCGGCAUGGGCGUACAUCGUUUCGCUGCUUCUGGGAAUAUUCAUUGCGCCAUUGAGCACUAUUCUCUACUCUCGGUACGGCAACGGUAUCGCCACGAACAACUUGUCGAAGAUGUUGGCAGGUCUGAUGCUUCCUGGUCGUCCUGUUGGUAAUAUGUACUUUGCGGCUUGGUCACACAACGUUAUUUCCAACGCUGUUACCCUGUGCAAUGACUUGAAGAUGGGUGAAUACCUGAAAAUCCCUCCUCGGGUUAUGUUCCUCACUCAAAUAUACGGCACUAUUUUGGGUGGUUUCAUCAAUUACGCAGUCAUGAUCAGUAUCGUCAACGGAAACCGCGACCUGCUCGUCAACAGCAAUGGCAACUCUUCUUGGAGUGGUGCUACUAUGCAGUCGUACAAUACCAACGCGACCUCGUGGGCGCUUGCCAACUACCUCUACGGAUCUCAUGGUCUCUACUACAUGGUUCCCGUUGGCCUGGCAGUUGGCGGUGGUCUGGUCAUUGUCCACCGAAUUUUCGUAUUCUUCGUACCCAAGAUCAAGGGCUUCUCGACCUCCGAGCUCAACCUGCCGCAGUUCAUCCAGUACGCUGGCUACAUCCCCUACAACGCCAGCCAGACUUGCGUUAUCUUCAGCCAGGUCAUUGCUGGCUUCUUCACCCAGUUCUACCUGCGCAACUACCGCCCGCGCAUCUUCAGGGACUACUCAUACCUCGUCACCGGCGCCUUUGACGGCGCCAGUCUCAGCGUCCUUUUCAUCCUGUCGUUCGCCGUCUUCGGCGCCGGCGGGCCUUCCAUCCCGUUCCCCACGUGGUGGGGCAACAACGCGGAUGGCUACUACGAUCUCUGCCCAUCGUCUGACUAG
Molecule: messenger RNA, 2451 nt
Organism: Diaporthe amygdali
Lineage: Eukaryota; Fungi; Ascomycota; Sordariomycetes; Diaporthales; Diaporthaceae
Product: opt oligopeptide transporter
Exons: 9
Coding region: 1-2451 (816 amino acids)
Biological process (GO): transmembrane transport
Molecular function (GO): oligopeptide transmembrane transporter activity
Source: RefSeq, a predicted model, not a curated record